CUGGAAAAUUCAAACGCAGAAUUUCUCUCUCCUCGCUCUUGAGCUCGUCUUCUCUCUCGUCACAUCAAUCCACACUGUUAAGUUUCUGUUUUUCAAGCUCUCUGCUGCUUCUGCACUUCUAUUGGUCCCUUCACUUCCCAAAUCCCAAAUCUUAAAAAUCUACCUUCCUUCCUCUUCCCUUGUUUUAACCUUUUCCUGAUCUGACCCAUUUCUCAAGAAUCUCUCUCUCUCUUUCUAAUUUCUUGAUGUUUUAACUUUCAUCGAUUUCAAUUCUCAAUUGUUGUGGGUUUGAGGAACACAAGACCCCCCUAGUGAGAAAAAUCCGCAGCAUUUCUGGGGUUUUAGGGUUAGAUCUUUUGCUAACGCCAACGUACGUUUUGUUCUUACCUUAAGGUUCAGCAUUUCUGGGGUUUUGCUCCAGUGGCUACAUUUUACUGUUAACGUGUCAAAGUCUUCGAAUUCGGUUGAUUCCUCCACAAGGAUUUCUGCAAUUAACCCAAAUGUAAUGAGCCCAUAAGUGAAAGUUGAGGUCUUUGGUCAUCCAAAGUAAAGCUAAUAGAUGGAAUAAUUAAACAAUGGAGGUUGUUGAAAGGAAACGAUCCAGAGGAGGGUUUUUAAAUCUAUUUGAUUGGCCUGGAAAAUCCCGGAAGAAGCUCUUCUCCUCCAGCAGCUCGGAACUGUCAGAAGAAUCAAAGCAGACAAAACGGAAUGCUCAAAACCUCUCAAAGCUUUCUCUCAUUGAGGUUGAUGAGAUUGGCAAAAAUUCGAGUUACAACUCAAGAAGUGACUCGAGCUGUUGUGCAUCUUCUGUUACCAGUGAUGAUGGGCAGGGGACAAGAGCCCCGAGUGUGGUUGCGAGGCUCAUGGGUUUAGAGUCUCUACCAGUACCAAAUGUCCAGGAACCUCGGUUUAAUCCUGAUCUCGAUCCAUUCUUCCUCAGACCUUCACGAAACACAAACAAAUGGAAUGCAUAUGAGAAUCUUGGUUAUGUAAAUCUCCGUAGUGACUAUGAUGGAAUUUCCUGGGAACAUUUGGAUUCAAGAACGAAUGAUGGCCGCAACCGACCCAUUGAGCGGUUUCAAUCUGAGACAUUUCCUCCCAGGUCGGCUAAACCGAUUUGUGUUACCAACAAUAGGCUCUUGUCUCCUAUCCGGAGUCCUGGGUUUGUCCCAUCUAGGAACCCUAUAUAUGUUAUGGAAGCGGCUUCAAGAAUGAUUGAACCAAGUUCUAGGAUGGUUGCUAGAACUCGGUUUUCGCCAUCUGAUUCUCCUUCAUCAGUUCCUAUGAGGAUUCGAGAUUUAAGAGAGAAACUAGAAGCUACACAGAAAGUGUCAAGCCGCCAAAUCUACAAUGAUACCUUCAACCUUAAGGACCCUAGUGGAAAGCAAAACGAGAAGAGAGCCUCAACACCGCUCAUGACACCGUCCACUAGUAAGUUCAUGGGAAAAAGCAGUUCUGAUAGUCUGAAGGGUAAAGUGAGGCCACCUUAUGUAUCUGCACAAGCAAAGACCAACACAACGCCCGUAAGUGUCACCAGAAACUCUGCAAGCCAAAAAGAGAAAGCAGAAGCUAAAAGGGGCAUUGUCAAAAGCCAGAAUGGUCUCAGAGGACCUCCCAUUAGCACGGGAAAGAGUGUGCUUAAGCAGAAUUACCAGAAACAGAACGGCAGAGACAACCAACCAUUGAUGACCUCUGUUUCAAACCAAAAAAGCAGCAAAGUAAAUAAAAAAAUUGUAAACAAGGUUCCAAGGGAAAGCGGAUCGAUACCAAAGCAGUCGGGUUUAACAACGGCGUCGGCUGGAAAGAAUACUUCUUUAUCUCUGUCCCGCAAAAAGACUCUUCCCCGGAGCAAAAAACCUCCAAAUGGGUUGCAAAAAUCUGGGAUCUCCGAUGAUAAACGGCUCAAAAGGGGAGAAAAUUUGAUCAAAUGUAACAUUACCAUUGAUGGUGGCUUGAACACAGGCACAGAUGAUCGGAAAAAGGAAAUGGAUGUGAUUUCCUUCACAUUCUCAUCCCCCGUUAAAGGUUUAUCAUCUGAUUCACUAUCUUCCAUUCAAGGAAUUGAUCAAGACACAGACUCUGCAGUUAGUUUAAAUAUGAUUGGCAGCGAUUCUUUAAAUGUUCUGUUAGAGAAAAAGCUCAGAGAGCUGACUUAUAAGCUUGAGUCUUCUAGCUGUAGCCUGACCCAAGAUGAGUCUUUACUUUCCAGUGCAAAGGAUGGGGUGAACAAGAUGAUUUCAGCAUCGUCAGAGUAUGAAAAGUUGACCCAAAACGGUCUGGAUAAAGUUUUAUCAGAGAGUGAAUCUGUUUCUGACUGCACUUCAUUCUAUGACAAACAUAAAUUCCAGGUGAUACAAUCAGAAGAGCAAGAAGUUAGCAGCAUUAGCACUGUGACAGAAGCAGAUGAUCUCAGAAGCUCCUGCAGCAAGGGUUUCGCAGAAUGCAGACACACCACAGAAUAUGGGAUUAAACAGUCCUCAUCAGAUCAAGAAUUCACGUGGGUUUCAUCAAAUGAGUUGCACCAAGCACUAGACGAGUCCGAGCUCUCAGAAUCUGUAAUAACGCUGACUUAUUCAGAAGACGAAGAAAGGCUCGACUGGGAGCUUGAGUACAUAUCCGAGAUCCUCGGUUCUGACCAACUGAUGGUGAAAGAAUUCGCUUUGGGAAUGGCUACUGACAUAUUACCUGCGAGCCUCUUUGACGAAAUGGAAGGCCGGGGAGAAGCAACAGCAGUCAAACUCAAGAGAAAGACACUGUUUGAUUUUGUCAAUAUGUGCUUAACGCUCAAAUGCGAGCAGAUGUUUAUGGGUAGCUGCAGAGGGCUAUUGGGGAAAGACGGGAUAUUGUUUGAACAGAGAGAUUGGUUAGCUGAAGAACUGAACAGAGAGAUUCACGGGUUGAAGAAGAUGAGAGAGAUGAUGAUGGACGAGCUUCUUGACAAAGAAAUGAGCAGUUUCGAAGGUUGCUGGCUUGAUUUCGGGAGAGAGACUUAUGAGGAAGGCAUUGACAUUGAGGGAGAGAUAGUCUCUACGUUGGUUGAUGAUUUAGUUACUGAUCUUGUCUCGGUGUUUAAAGAAGAACAUUGAAGCUAAGGAAAGGGUUAGUCUCUGCUUUGGCUGAGUCUGAUCUUCCCUCGGCAUUUUAGAAGCUUCUUUUGAUAGUUUCUUUGACACGAGAACUGAGAAAAAAGUGAAAAAGUAGCCAAUAUUGAGGAGCAUUCUCUCACAAUGUAAUUCAGGAGUAUUCCAUCUUUUAUCGUUUCUACAGUUUUAUAUUAUUUAUUUUUCUUUUGUCUACAUGUGUAAUCUUUUUACCGAUCGAAAUGCAAAUAAUGCGAUAAUUGUCCUUCAUUCA
Eutrema salsugineum is the source of this 3354-nucleotide messenger RNA. RefSeq lists its product as uncharacterized. The record is from RefSeq and is a predicted model, not a curated record. The coding region runs from base 576 to 3086 and encodes 836 amino acids. Lineage: Eukaryota; Viridiplantae; Streptophyta; Magnoliopsida; Brassicales; Brassicaceae. The transcript has 6 exons.